UUUGUGUUUUGGUUUCUUCAAUUCGCAGUGCGUCGUUGAAUUCUCUUCUUCUUCUUUUUAGGCUUAUAGUUGAAUUUUAUACUUCCUUUUUCCCGUUUAUAUUAUAUUCCUUGUGAAAUAUUCCUAUGCUGAUAAGGUGAUAUCACAAUAAACAAUAGAGGUUAUAAUAUUGCGCAAAUAUAGUAAAAAUACCUUUUUUGUGUUGAUCCCUUUACACAUGGUGAUCUUUCUAGCGUAGCGGCAAAUGCAAAGGUGAUUAAAAUUUUGUUUUAGGUCAUAGGUUUAACUUUGAGUUAGUCAUUUGUGCAUUUUAUUGAAUUCCCUCGUUGGAUUCUUUGGCUCCAGGGUACAUUAAUUUUUUCUUGUGCUCAAGUUUCCGGAUCAACAAAAACACUUUUCUCUAUUUCUUUUAGUCAUUCUCUCGUUUGAUUAUAAUUAAGGAUGGAAGUAUACCAGCAGCAGUACAGGCGACUACUUGACCGCCUAGAUGAAAACGGAGAUGGGAAAAUAUCAGCAUCAGAGUUGCAACAAUGUGUACAUUUGAUUGGCAAAGAUAUGUCAUAUGACGAAGCAAAGGCUGCGGUUGCAGCCCAUGACUCGGACGAUGAUGGCUUAUUGGAUUUCGAUGAUUUUGUCAGAUUAGUAGAAGAUGGGACCGAAGAAGAGAAGGCGCGCGAGUUGAAGGAGGCAUUUCGGAUGUAUGAAAUGGAGGGAUGUGGAUGCAUUACUCCGGAGAGUUUACAGAGAAUGCUCGAUAGAUUAGGGGAGUCGAGAACUAUUGACGAGUGCAGAGGAAUGAUUGCGAGAUAUGAUAUUAAUGGCGAUGGUUUACUGAAUUUUGAUGAGUUUGUGAUCAUGAUGCAUUGCUAGACAUGAGUUUGUAGUGGGUUGCUCUGGUGGUGAGCACCCUCCACUUCCAACCAAUAAGUUCUGAGUUCGAGUCACACCAAAUGCAAGGUGCGGAGCUCUUGGAGGGAGGAAAUAAAAAAAAAAUCCGCUUUGGGGUGACAGGGGUUUUUGGCUAGACAUUAGUUAUAUGUCAAGUUGUUUGUGAUUGUGAUCUUGUUCUCCUUGUUUAGGCCUUGUACUUACGCUUCGUUAACAAUUUGUAUUGGUAAAUGAAGGCACAUUCUUUCUGUAUAAUUUAUUUGAAUUAUCACUUACUCAUUGUGCAUCAGAUAUCUAUAUAUGCAUAUCUCCAUAUUUAAUUUCUAGAGUGGCUAUUCAUUGA
Molecule: messenger RNA, 1231 nt
Organism: Nicotiana tabacum (common tobacco)
Lineage: Eukaryota; Viridiplantae; Streptophyta; Magnoliopsida; Solanales; Solanaceae
Product: putative calcium-binding protein CML19
Molecular function (GO): calcium ion binding
Source: RefSeq, a predicted model, not a curated record